AUGCAGGAGUGGGGAGCCGCUAGUGCUGCCCGGCAUGGCAGAGCACACAGGCGGGUCGGUGCGAGCACUUUAGCGCUGUCUGUUUACACGCGAGCCAAUCACCGACCUGAGCCUGCCGUCCACCGGCAGCACGGGCGCACCUCCUUCCCCAGGUGGGAGUCAGGCCGAGUCCUUGGCCUGUCUCGCCCUUGGCACCUCCAUGUCCUCCGGCCCAGCACUCUGACCCUGAGCCCAGCUCUGGCCCGAGGGCGGCCGGGGCACGGAAUGGAACCCUGCUCUGUGCAGAGGCGCCCCCGGGGGCCCCUCUGCAGUCCUGGGGCCAGGGGGCUGGGCCAGAACGCCUGCCUGCCUGGACUCUGCUGCUACUGCCUGCUGCCCUGGGUUGCCUCCCUCGUUCUCGCCCGCACGCCUCUCAGGAGCGCCAGGGAUGGCUCGGCCACGGUCCGGAGCCUGGCCUCUCCAUAUACCUCGAGCUUGCCCACACUCCUUGACCCCGGCCCGGCCCGGCCCACGGGAGAGGCCCACCACCCCUGCUGUGCCCUCGCUGAGCGAGCCCUGCCUGGCUCUCCCCCCAGUGCUGGAGCUGAGGGCUCACGCCGUUGGUGCUACACAAGCUAG
Messenger RNA from Rangifer tarandus platyrhynchus (Svalbard reindeer), 618 nucleotides. The record is from the annotation of a GenBank genome assembly. Lineage: Eukaryota; Metazoa; Chordata; Mammalia; Artiodactyla; Cervidae.